This is a messenger RNA of Rattus rattus (black rat), 3267 nucleotides long. RefSeq names its product zinc finger protein 728-like. NCBI's taxonomy places the organism in Eukaryota, Metazoa, Chordata, Mammalia, Rodentia, Muridae. Gene Ontology annotation, cellular component: nucleus. Gene Ontology annotation, molecular function: DNA-binding transcription factor activity, RNA polymerase II-specific; RNA polymerase II cis-regulatory region sequence-specific DNA binding. The record is from RefSeq and is a predicted model, not a curated record. Gene Ontology annotation, biological process: regulation of DNA-templated transcription. Bases 231 to 2390 code for a protein of 719 amino acids. The transcript is spliced from 4 exons.
CUUGGAUCUCUGACAUGGAGGUUGGUGCAGGGAGCAGCGCCGUCCUGCAAUUCUGAGACACUGUGCAUGGUGGCGAGUCGGUCUUGGAGGGAGCUGACUUGGGCUGAUUGGGAGACGGGGAAGCUGCUGGCCUGGAGGAUAUACUGUCAUUCAGAGAUGUGGCCAUUGAUUUCUCUGCAGAGGAGUUGGAAUACCUUGGUCCUGCUCAGUGGAGUCUGUACCGGGAUGUGAUGUUGGAGAAUUACAGCAACCUUGUGUUCCUGGGUCUUGCUUCCUCUAAGCCAUACCUGAUUACACUUCUGGAACAAAUAAAAGAGCCUUCAGAUAUGAAGAAACGAGAGGCUAUCACUCUGCACCCAGGGGGAAAAUGCUAUAUGUGUGAAGAAUGUGGCCAAGUCUUUGAGUGGAAAAAAGUACUUCAGAAUCACCAGAAAAUUCAUUUAAGAGCAAAGCCUUGCAAGUGUGAAGAAUGUGGCAAGUCUUUCCAUUUUCCAUCAUUACUUUCUGCACACAAAAGAAAUCAUACAGGAGAAAAACUCUACAACUGUGAAAUAUGUUGUAAAGCCUUCCAUGCUUCUUCACUGCUUUCUUUACACAAGAGAAUUCAUACAGGACAGAAACCCCACGAGUCUGAAAAUUAUAGCAAGGACUUCCAUUAUCCAUCAUUACUUUCUCAAAACAAGGUAGUUCAUACAGGAGAAAAAUCCUACCAAUGUGAAGACCAUGGCAAGACCUUCCAUUAUCCAUCAACAUUUUCCAAGCAUAAGAAAAUUCAUACAGGAGAGAAACCACACAAGUGUGAAGUAUGUGGCAAGGCCUUCGACUAUCCAUCAAGACUUUCCAACCAUAAGAGAAUUCAUACAGGAGAAAAACCCUACAAAUGUGAAGUAUGUGAGAGAGCCUUCCAUGAUCCAUCAAAACUUUCUCAACACAAAAUAAUUCAUACAGGAGAAAAACCCUACAAAUGUGACGUUUGUGGCAAGGCCUUUCAUUAUCCAUCCAUACUUUCUAAACAUAAGAUAAUUCAUACAGAAGAGAAUCUCUGCAAGUGUGAUGUAUGUGGCAAGGCCUUCCAUUAUCCAUUAUUACUUUCUCAACACAAAAUAGUUCAUACAGGAGAAAAACCCUACAAAUGUGAAGACUGUGGCAAAGCCUUCUACUAUCCAUCAAGACUUUCCAGACAUAAGAAAAUACAUACAGGAGAGAAACCAUACAAGUGUGAAGUAUGUGGCAAGGCCUUCCAUUAUCUAUCCAUACUUUCUAAACACAAGAUAGUUCAUACAGAAGAGAAUCCCUACAAGUGUGAAGUAUGUGGCAAGGCCUUUGAUUAUCCAUCAAGGCUUUCCAACCAUAAGAAAACUCAUACAGAAGAGAAACCAUACAAGUGUGAAGUAUGUGGAAAUGCCUUCUGUUUUUCAUCAUCACUUCGUAAACACAAGAUAAUUCACACAGGAGAGAAACCCUACAAGUGUGAAGUAUGUGGCAAGGCCUUUGGUUCUCCAUCAAGACUUUCCAAACAUAAGAAAAUUCAUACAGAAGAGAAACCAUACAAGUGUGAAGUAUGUGGAAAGGCCUUCCACUUUCCAUCAUUACUCUCGGUACACAAGAGAAUUCAUACGGGAGAAAAACCCUACAAGUGUGAAAUAUGUGGCAAAGCCUUCUAUUGUGCAUCAACACUUUCUGUACACAAGAGAAUUCAUACUGGAGAAAACAACUACAAGUGUGAAGUAUGUGGCAAAGCCUUCCAUUGUCCAUCAACACUUUCAGUGCACAGGAGAAUUCAUACUCAAGAAAAACCAUACAAGUGUGAAGUAUGUGGCCAGGCAUUCCACGUUUCAUCUAAACUCUCUUAUCACAAGAGAAUUCAUACAGCAGAAAAACCCUACAAAUGUGAAAUUUGUGGCAAGGCCUUCUAUUAUCCAUCAAGACUUUCCAAGCAUAAGAUAGUUCAUAUGGGAGAGAAACGCUACCAUGGUCAAGCAUGUGGCAAGGCCCUUGAUUAUCCAUCAAGACAUUCUAAACAUAAGAAACUUAAUCAAGGAGAGAAACCACACAAAUGUGAAAUAUGUGGAAAAGCCUUCCACUUUCCAUCAUUACUUUCGAUACACAAGAAAAUUCAUACUGGAGAAAAAACCUGUAAGUGUGAAGUAUGUGGCAAGGACUUCCAUUAUCCAUCAAGACUUUCAAACCACAAGAAAAUUCAUACAGAAGGGAAAGCAUACAAGUGUGAUAUUUGUGACAAGACCUUCAAUUAUAAAUCAUUACUUUCUAAACACAAGAUUGGUCAUACAGUAGAGAAUACCUACCACAGUGAAGUAUGUGGGAAGGCCUUUGGUUAUUCCUCAAGAAUUUCCAAAGAUAAGAAACUUCAUUCAGGAGAGAAACUAUAAAUGUGCAAAGUGUUUGGAAACAUCUUCCAUUUUCCAUCAUCACUUUCAACCACAAGAGAACUCAUACAGGAGAAAAGACCUACAAAUGUGAAGUAUGUGACAGCACUUCUAUCAUCCUUCAAGACUUUCCAACCAUAAGCAAAUUCAUAUAGGAGAGAAAUCAUAUAAGUGUGAAGAAUGUGGAAAGGACUUCUAUUUUCCAUUAUCACUUUCUAAACACAAGACAAUUCAUAUAGUAGAGAAACUCUACAAGUAUGAAGUAUGUGUCCUGGCCUCCUAUUGUCCAUAAUUACUUUCUCAACACAAGGAAAUUCAUUACAGAUGUGAAACCCUACAAUUGUAUAAGUCUUGUCCUUUGGAACUUCCCAGAUUCUUUCUACUCAUUUCAUAGCCUGUUCUGGAGAGGAACAUUACAAAUAUGAGGAAUGUGGAAAAGCGUUCUCUACAAAGUCAUACUUAAGUCUACACAAGUUAACUCACAAUGUGAAGGACAUAUACAAAUGCAAAGAAUAUGGCAAAAUGCUCAACAAAAACUUUAGGGAUUAUCAAAGAAUUUGUUCUGGAGGAAAAAACCAUAUGAAUGUAAAGAAUGUGUCAAAUUAUUUAGAAGUUGCAUUAACUGAUCAAACACAGGGUAAUUCUUACUAGAGACAAACUUAUAAAUAUGAAGAACAUUGCAAAAACUAUUACCAGUCUUCUGGUAUUAAACAACACUAAAGAAUUCAUUUGUCAAAGAAACCAUACAAAUGUGAAGAAUGUGCCAAGGUCUUCUGGACCUACUAAGAACAAUUGAACCAUUUCACAAUUCAUACUAGACUGAAAUGCCACCUGUGAAAAAUAUUGCAAACCCUUUAAUAAACUUACUUAUAUUUCUCAA